Molecule: messenger RNA, 1799 nt
Organism: Limulus polyphemus (Atlantic horseshoe crab)
Lineage: Eukaryota; Metazoa; Arthropoda; Merostomata; Xiphosura; Limulidae
Exons: 2
Coding region: 60-1214 (384 amino acids)
Source: RefSeq, a predicted model, not a curated record
GGGGAGUAGGAGACAUACUCCUGCAGUCUGGUGGCGUCGUGUGGAAUUAGAGCAUCGACAUGAUACAGGUUUUGCUUCCCUUAUUUUGUGCUCUGUGUUUGGCGGACUCUUCCGCUCCAUUUUACAAGAUCAAUCCAGAUGGCAGCAGAUUACUUCAAUAUGAGGCUGGAACUUUAGCCAGAAGGAAUUUCCGAGAAGAAGUCACUAAUCCAGAUGGAAGCGUUGUAGGAAGGUAUGGUUUCCAUGACCCAACAGGACACUUGCACGUUGUGCAGUAUCAUUCAGGUAGUCAUGGUUAUGUUGCCAAGGGAGAUGCCGGUGUUUAUUACGGUAGCACCGAAGAAUUAGGAACGACGGGUGAGAGAAAAAAAGAUGAAGAAGUUGUAAAGGAGGAUGAAAUGAAAGAUCAAAAGCAGGAAGGAAGCAUUAUAGAAGAUGAUGAUUCGAUGGAUGAAGGAGAAAAUGCAAAAAAAGAAAAUGCUAUCAAUGAAGAUGCAACAGAGGAUAUGGAAAAAGAUACAAAAGACAAAGAAACUGAUGCUGUGGAUAAAAAAGAAGAGACAAAAGACAAAGAGGAUGAUGCUGUGGAUAAAAAAGAAGACGCAAAAGAUGCAUCAACCUCUGAUGAUGAAAAAACAGUUAAAGAUGAAAUGAAGGAUGAAAAGGAUAAUAAAGACAGCGAAAAUGAUCAAUCCAAUCCUGAAGAACCAUACGAGAAAGAUCCAGAAAUUACUGCACUUUUCCCAAUUCCUGAAUAUGGCCGCAGACGUUUAACGAUUGGUCAGUCUGAUAAAACAAAAGAUGAAGAAGAAGAAAGUAGGUUUUAUAGUUCUGGUCACAUCUUCAACGUCCCACUAUCUUCUGGUUUUCCUAAGUGGUACGAUCCUCGAAACCAACCCCUGACUUGGCCUCAUCCAAUUUUCAGACUUCAAGAUUCAUCUACUGGUCAGUACGUUCCAUUCGAACACCCGUGGAUCCUCGAAAAAUCCGGUUCUAAGGAGAAAGACUUGAUUCCAAAUACUUAUCCUUUUAACUAUGUUGGAUCCCUCAAAAAAGAAUCCACGAGCCAGGUCAAAUCCGAUGGUGCAGUAACGACAACAACCUUCCAGUACGCUCACCCAUCUCACUUCUACUACCCACAGCCUAUUCUCCCUUUCGUCCACAGACCAAAAAAAUCACCUUUUCUAGUUCCCGGGUAUUCUUUGUAUGCUUAAAACUCAACUUGUUACUUUCCAGCGAAUGUAUGCCUUUCUUGUUAACUAACCUUCUAAUACGUUCUCGUCUAUAACUACAAGAGUUCUGUAAAAAUUAAAAAGAGAAAGGGAUUCAAACCCGCCGCUAUCCUUGUUAUCAAAUAGAUGCUUUAUGAAACUCAGGUACCGGGUUUUAAGGUAUCGGGUUUACGCCACACCAGCAUUUGGCUGUGCUAAUUAACUGUUAUGAAAUAAAACCUUUUUUUUGCCAACUUUUUAUUCGAGAAAAACCAAUGAAGUGAGAUACGAAAUAUUACUAGUAAGCAUGAUCAAUAGUUCGAAUCCCGAUCGGUUUUAGUUUUUUACGCUCUAAACAAAAACGCUAUAAUGAUAGUAUUAAUGUCAAAUACCGCUUUAGUUUAUCUGUAAUUUUUAUGUAAUCACUUAAAAUGAUAAUGGAUUGUCUUCUUUAAAUCAAUUUGAUUAAUAAUGUGAUUGAUUUCUGAUCGAUUUUAUCGACGAGGUCGUCUGUAAUUGGCUUAUUGAAGAUUUUGAAGUAAUGCGUCAUAAGUAUCCAAAAGUAUUUUUUCAGGACCAGUUUUUUAA